This is a messenger RNA of Aedes aegypti (yellow fever mosquito), 1140 nucleotides long. RefSeq lists its product as uncharacterized. Gene Ontology annotation, cellular component: nucleus. The transcript is spliced from 2 exons. Gene Ontology annotation, molecular function: zinc ion binding. NCBI's taxonomy places the organism in Eukaryota, Metazoa, Arthropoda, Insecta, Diptera, Culicidae. The coding region runs from base 203 to 1039 and encodes 278 amino acids. The record is from RefSeq and is a predicted model, not a curated record.
GCAAAAUGAAUGAGUGGCCGCGCCACUCACGUUCAUCGCCAGUAAACAACCCUGUUCAUUUUGAUUCUUUGACAGAUUGACUGAUAAAACAUAGUGUCGCUUAUGUUGUUUGUCCUGUGAAAAACAGUGUUAGAAAAAUUGUAAGUUUGAGCUGUAAAUCACGUAUAUUGUCGAGAGUUUUAAUCCGCAUCGGAAGCCCAUAAUGACGGUAUUUUGCCGUGUGUGUCGGAUGCAAAUAUUCUCGCAGCCCAUUUUGCUUACCAGCAACUCAGCGAGACACACGAAACCGAUAAACGAAAUGAUUUUCGAAUGCACACACAUUUUGCUUACCAAAGAUAUCAGACUGCCACAGUACCUGUGCGAGUCCUGUCUGAUGCGAUUGGACGAGGCAUUUGCGUUCCUCAAACUGUGUCGCGAAUCGGAACGAAUGUUCACGGAAACAAUCCCAAUGGCAAUCAAACUGGACAGCAAGACAGAAUCGUCUCUUGAUGCAUCGUAUAGUCAAGCUAUGGAUUCAAGUGGACUUAACAGAAGUAUCCAGAACAGUUCAUCAGCGAUCAAGUUGGAACUGGAAGGUGACGAAUCCAAGGCCCCUUUGGAGUAUGCGUCCACAAGUUCGACGUUUUCAGAAUUCAACGCCUUGAUCAGCGGGGGCCAAACUGCCCCAGCUGCUCAAGGCGACAACAAAGACUGGUUAUCGGAAGCUCGCAAACAUCGCGAGCGGCAGCGCGUUUCGACGGCAAAGCGAAGGGCAAACAUGACUCCCGACCAGAGAAGAAAAGAGCGCGAAAGGGCGCGGAUUCGGCAAGCUCAAAGGCGAGCUUUGCGCUCCGAAGAGCAGAUACGGGCCCAACGGGAGCGGGAUCGAGUGCGGCAAGCGAUGAAACGGGCCCGAUUCCGACAGGUGGAGAUGAUACAGCAGCAGCAGGAACUUCAGCAACAGCAACCGCAAUCGCAACAGGAACUGCAAAGGCCACCACAGCAGCAAGAGCUUCACAACUUUCCUCUUGAAGCGAGAAUAAACCAAAUGAUGGGUUAAUUGGUUGGUAGUCUAUUGAACGAGAACGAAUCCCAAAGAUGAUUUAUUGUGAUUGCUUAUCGCAUUCCUCCUGACAAAUAUAAGAUGAUGUUGUGGUCUAA